AGGCCAUAUCAGGAGCUGUUUUUGAAUUGACAGAAAGGUUUUAAAAUUCUAAGUGAACAGAUCCAUUAGCAAUUUGAGAAGAAAACGUAACACCUCUUAGUGAAGGUGCCAUUCUAAAAUCUGAAUUAUUAUAUUUAAAUCUAUAAUUGAAUAGCAAAUUUCAGUAUAUUUCUUUACUGAUAUUCACAUAAUAGAAGCAUGGCUUCUAUUUUACCUGCUUCUAAUAUAUCCAUGAGACCUGAUAAGAAUACAUAUGGUGGUUUUUACACUAGGAAGACAAUAUGAUGUUUACACGUGCAACUCUGAUUUAUUUCACUUGAAAAGGUUUGUUCAUGUUAAAAAUCCUUACUUGGAGACUAUGGAUGAAGACAUCCUCUAUCACUUGGAUUUAGGAACAAAAACACACAAUCUACCAGCAAUGUUUGGGGAUGUCAAGUUUGUCUGUGUUGGUGGGAGCCCCAAGAGAAUGAAAGCCUUUGCACUGCUCAUGCACAAGGAGCUUGGGUUGGCAGAAGGUGGAGAGGACGUUGAAGACAUCUGUGCUGGAACUGACAGAUACUGCAUGUUCAAGACCGGGCCUGUGCUGUCCAUCAGUCAUGGCAUGGGAGUCCCCUCAAUUUCCAUUAUGCUUCAUGAACUUAUCAAAUUACUGCGUCAUGCACGAUGCUGUGAUGUUACUAUUAUCAGGAUUGGUACAUCAGGGGGAAUAGGGAUUGCACCUGGGUCUGUUGUAAUAACAGACACAGCUGUGGACUCCUUCUUCAGGCCCCGGUUUGAACAGGUAAUUUUGGACAACAUUGUCACUCGAAGUACUGAACUUGACAAGGAGCUGGUUGAAGAACUAUUCACCUGUAGCAAAAAUAUUCCCAACUUCCAAACGCUCAUUGGACAUACAAUGUGUACUUAUGAUUUUUAUGAAGGCCAAGGUCGACUCGAUGGUGCAUUGUGCUCUUUCUCUAGAGAACACAAGUUGGAUUACUUAAAGAGAGCAUAUAAAGCUGGUGUCAGGAAUAUUGAAAUGGAAUCUACAGUAUUCGCAGCCAUGUGUGGACUCUGUGGUCUAAAAGCUGCUGUGGUCUGUGUGACAUUGCUUGACAGACUUGACUGUGAUCAAAUCAACUUGUCCCAUGAUGUUCUAGUGGAGUACCAGCAACGGCCUCAGCUCCUAAUCUCAAAUUUCAUCAAAAAGAAACUUGGACUUUGUGACCAGAUCUCAUAACUUGGGAGCUCAGUUCCUCUCUGCAAGUUGGUAGAACAAGAUAUAAUGUUGAAGCCACAUCAUUCUGCUUCUCUUUUCUUUCUGCCUGGUGUGGGAGAUUGAACCUUGGGCUUUAUGUGCUAGGCAAGUAUUCCAGCACUGAAUUACAGUCCGAGCAUGGUAACAUUUUUAUAUAGUUCUUAUUCCCAUGCUAAAAGCAUAAUAGAGAGGUUUCCUGAAAUCUUUUUAUCUUAAAAACUGAAUUUAUUGUAAGAAAACUUAUAUUCCCAUUAAAUUAUAUUUUGGAAUAAGUUAACUAAACCGCUCUAAUAAUUAAAAUUUAAACUCCUGAAUUGUGACAUUUGGAGUUUCAUAUUUGGCAUUAAUUAAGCUCGCAUCAAAAUAGAUCAACCAUUUGUAGAUACAGUUACCAGUCACUGUUUCUGAAACCAAUCCAGAAAUUCAUGUUAGGAUGUUGUCAGGCACAUCUAGGUGUUGGACAAGUGACACAAAUUAAUCAUGCACAUUCAAAAUAUUUACAGGAAAAAAGUCAGCAUAAUGAAGGUCUAUAUGAAAGAGUUAUCCUUAGGGAAAUGUGCCUAUACUCUUUUUUUUGUUUUAUCCCUGCAUGAUUUCAGUCACCACAGAACAGGAUUAGAGGUUUAUGUAUGCUUAUAUUUGUGAUUUUGUCACAGAACAUAACAGCUCUGGAUUACACAUUUAUUUUCAAAUGAAACCCCUUGGUAAUCCAAAGAAAGAUUUUUUCCUUCAGAAGUCACAAGUGACUAAGUUGCCUUUUGGCAAUCUGUUUUUUAAGGGAAUGCUUUGUUGGAAGACUUUUUUUUUCUCAUUUCAACUUGAACCAAAUAGUCUGAGGAAUUAGUAAUAACUGAAUUUAAACUUGAAUUCAGCAUGUUAAAGCACUUUUUGUGUGAUUUCAAAGGCAGGUCUCAUUCAGGCCCUGACACACUCCUGCCAACACUCUAGGAGACUUGGAACAUUGAUGGUCUGUACCAGGCUCUCUUUGAGUUGAUUCUGCCAUGGGAGUUCUGCUUUUGACACUCAGAAUGGGCCAAGGAUGGAGAGUCAGGGGCAGAUAGCUUGCAGACGUGUAUAAUAUGUAGGGUUGUAUGUGUUUAUUUACAUGAUUGAGGAUCAAAUAAAAUUUAUUUCCAACCAUGAUACAGAAUGCUUGGCUCCUGGGAAUAUCUGGUCUUCUGUGGCACAAUGGCGGAACAGGGUUGGAUUCCCUGUGGACCAGCUCCAGGUUCAGGAUUGACUCUGAAUUGGCCUGCUCCUGUUAAGGGAAUGCUUUUCUCUUUUAAGCAGCAAAAGUAACAUUUCCCCUAAGUGGUGCUUCAGUUUGUGAACUUCUUUUGGCAAUAGAGAUGCUUAGAGUGCAACUUUUCAGGCAUCCCAAUAACUGAUGAUCAAAUAUGAAGGACUAGAACACUGGAGUUAAGAGUAAAGAGGAAUGGCACAACACUCACUUUCUGAUAGGACUUUUCCUUUACUUCAUAGCUUAUAGAUCAGGUAGAAAUCAGUUCAGAGGGGCUCCAUAAACUUUCAGUUUUAACUUUUACUUUUUGCUUUCUAUUUUAGUGAGGAAAGAGGAAGGAGAAAGAGAGCGAGAGAAAGAGUGAAAUAUUUACAAUUGAUCUUCCUCUCAGCUCUUUAGUAGUGUAGGUGUGUAUGCUUGCAUGUAUCCGUGCAUGUAUUUUCCUCAUUAGUAUUUCCUGUCUCCAUUAAUGCUAUCAGUUACAGAAUCAGUUGCACAAGCCAGUAACCUGGGAAAAUCAUUUGAUGAUUUUCCUUCAUUUCCACAUCCAAUCACCCAUUCAAAUCCAAUAAAUUGAUUUUCCUAAAUCAUUCCAAUCUGGCUACCUCCUUCUGGCUCCUCAGCACCAGUCCUAGUCUGGCCACAAUCUUAUCUUCAUAGUGAUCUCACCUUGAUGGCCAUGAUGCCAUUCUGGGAGAUUGCUGGGUUCUUCUCUGACUUCAGAAUGAAGCCCGAGACCUUCAGCACAGCCUCAGUGGACAGACCAGAUCACUUAGCUCUCUGCCUUCCAGAACAUCACUCUGGCUUCUCUGAAGCUCAGGGCACUAUUUGCAAAGGCACAAUCCCAUGCAGAGGGCUGCUCCAGGGGUCACUGAAUGAGUGCCCGCUGAGGGGAUGAGUGAGAUUGAGAUCCACCCUGUUCCUCUAGCCGUGUGCUCUGGCUCUGGGCUUCAGUCACUGAAAGGAACUUUUCCUGAUGAUGCAACAGUAUCAUGGAGGUAAUGUGGACUCUAGGUCAACAUCCCAUCCCAUCUCAAGACCUUUGGCUGUUUACCUUCCCUGAAGGGUCUCACUUAAUGCCUGCCUAUGAUUUAAGUCCCAACUCAAAGUUUCCUUCCUUUGGAAAGCUUUCUUCUUAAUUCUAAGCCAGAUUCCUCCCUGGCCUGUCUUGCACCUCAUAACCCUCUCCCACCCCUUCUCUGCUUGGGACAUUACUUAAUUAAUGCUUAAUGCCUAGAGUAUAAGGUUCUUAAUGGUACAAGGAAUUCCCAUUGUAUUCACUGGUGUACCUGAAGCACCUAAAACUCCUCCUGUCACCUGUGAGGGGCUCAGUAUACAUGUGUUAAACAAGAAUUCUUUUCAGAACAAUUCCCUUAUGAACUCUCAACAUAAUGAGGCUGGUGGGGUGCCAAUGGAUUUGUGUAGGACACUUCCAUGUGGUUCUCAACACUGGUGCACAUUAGUUUCACCCGGAAAGUAUCCUCAAAAUGCAGUUUGAGGCCCCAUCUCAGACAAACUCAAUAAGAAUAUCUGGGAGUGGGACUAGAAAGCUCUAUUUUAAAAUGUCUCAUGGUGAUAUACACCCUGGACUGACAGCGAUUGAUUCAGAAAAAUGGAUCCAACAGGUGAACCUUCAAACCAGCUGCUAAACAUCUUCAGUGUUGGGACUUGUAAUUGUGGUACAUCAAUUUGACUGGAAUAAGAAAUACCCAAAUGAUCAGUAAAGCACAGUUCAGGGGUGUCUCUAGAAGAUUAAAGUGUUGACUAACAAAUCAAGGAGGAAGACUCACCCUCAUUCUGAGUGACAUGAACCAAAAGGCCUGGAGCCUGGAGAGAAUUUUAAAAAGGAAGAAAAACGUGAAGUUUGCUGGUUUUCAAGAACUUCAGUCUUCUGAAAAGGGCACAUCUUUUGCUGCCAUCUUGUUUCCAGGUUUCCAGUUUCUUUAACCUCUCAAGGCAAAAUCUCCCUGCUGAUGACUGCCCAGUGAGUUAGUUAUCAGACCUUAGACUGGUGUUUCAUGUUUCAUCCAUCUUACUUUGAGGGAUGCUUCUUUAUGGGCCGAGCAGCUCUCCAGCACGUGGAUGCCCAUUGUGGAUUCUCCCACCACUGAUUCCGUGGAAGCCACUGUGGACUCUCUUGCUUCUGGUCUUGUAAAUCCUAGUAAGUCCCCUCAAAUACAUACUCAUAUUUUCUGUUGAUUUUGUUCUUCCCAAGUCUCUUAACUAUUGCAGGUGGUGAUUCCACUGGAGUAGUUAUAGAAAAACCACAUUGCUCUUCCCUUGAUUCUUAUUCUUUACUGCCAAGAAUAGUAAGUAUUUUAAUCAUUUUAUAUUCUCGGCAGCAUGCACAAUGCUUGGCACAUCGUAACAUUGGAUGUGUGUGCAUAUGUAUAUAUAUAUAUAUAUAUAUAUAUAUAUAUACACACACACACAUUGGUGUUCCUUUUAAAAAUCUAGAGUACCUUUAAAAAUUACUCUACAAAAAUAUAUUGCCGUAUUUAAAAAUGAACUUUCCAGGCCUUGCAGUUAGAAAUUCUGUGCUCAUCGUAUUUUUCUAGCUACUGCAGGGUAUCACAUGUGUGGUAGAAUUGAAGAGUGGGAGUAAAAGACAGAUAAAUGGCCUCUAUUGCUUACCUCCAAGCUACAAGUCCUGUCAUUCUGUUAUGAAAAGAAAUUAAAAUUUCCUGACACAUACUGAGUUUCAUAAAGCCACACUGCUCCUUUCCUCCGGGCAUACCACAUCCAGAUAUUUUGGAGAGCUCUACAAUCUUAAUCUCACCCUUGUAUCUAAGUAAACUACUGUCUUUAAUUAUUAAGGUAUACCAUUGUUCUUUUUAAAAAGAAAUGAGUUAUAAACUGUAGACAGUGGUCUGUACUUGUAGUUCCAGCUAUUUGGAAUGCUGAGGGGCAGGACCACCUGAACUCAACCUGGCCAACACAGCAAGGCCACUUCUUAGAAGAACAAAAAGUUUUAAAAAAAGAAUAUAUAUAAUCCUUUUUUCCUUUUCCUCAGUCCUUUGGAUUUCCCCAUUUGUUAAAAAUCUUAAAAUAAUAGUGAUUAUUGAUUCUGUAUCACAAUCGUAAAAUAAAUAGAAAAAUUUUAAAUUUUCAAUCUGCUUAUCAUUCACUCUUCAACAUUUGCUUCCAUCUCUGAUGUGCUUUUCUAUUCCUCCUAAACAUGUGUCAUUUCAGUCUAGAAUCAAUUUAGCAUUCACCUUUCUAAAACCUGAGGAGAGCAAUUUUCCCUUGAGAACCAAAGCCCACCAUUAAAUUACUUUUUCCCUGGAAAUGUAAAUACAAUUUAAAUACUAUUUUAUAAUUAAAAGUAGUUUAAUAUAGGCAAACAACCCAGCAGUCAAUAUCAUAUAUUUUGUUAAGCGUUGGUCC
Cavia porcellus (domestic guinea pig) is the source of this 5864-nucleotide messenger RNA. It is a transcript of the gene Upp2, whose product is annotated as uridine phosphorylase 2. Lineage: Eukaryota; Metazoa; Chordata; Mammalia; Rodentia; Caviidae. The coding region runs from base 254 to 1219 and encodes 321 amino acids. The transcript is spliced from 8 exons. Gene Ontology annotation, biological process: nucleotide catabolic process; uridine catabolic process. Gene Ontology annotation, molecular function: uridine phosphorylase activity. The record is from RefSeq and is a predicted model, not a curated record. Gene Ontology annotation, cellular component: cytoplasm; cytosol.